Molecule: messenger RNA, 2882 nt
Organism: Priapulus caudatus
Lineage: Eukaryota; Metazoa; Priapulida; Priapulimorpha; Priapulimorphida; Priapulidae
Product: ras-related protein Rap-2c-like
Exons: 2
Coding region: 161-718 (185 amino acids)
Biological process (GO): negative regulation of cell migration; Rap protein signal transduction
Cellular component (GO): plasma membrane
Molecular function (GO): GTPase activity; GTP binding; GDP binding
Source: RefSeq, a predicted model, not a curated record
GAUAGCGCUGUUUGAUUCAAAGAUGGCUGUUUAGUCGUAGUAGUUGUGGUUUAUGUAUUUGUCCUGAAAAUGAUGUAUUUUAUCGUCUAGUUCGUCCGUGAACAUUGUCAGAAGUCCGGUAGUUCUCUUGCAUCGUAGACGCCCAAGUAUUCCUGCUAAAAUGAGGGAAUUUAAAGUGGUCGUUUUAGGCUCUGGAGGUGUCGGGAAAUCGGCACUGACUGUCAAGUUCGUUUCCGGAAGUUUCAUGGAGAAGUAUGAUCCAACAAUUGAAGAUUUCUAUCGCAAAGAGAUUGAAGUUGACUCAGCUCCAUGUGUGCUUGAGAUACUUGACACAGCCGGAACAGAACAGUUUGCGUCAAUGCGUGAUCUCUACAUAAAAAAUGGACAGGGUUUCAUCGUCGUAUAUAGCAUUACGAAUCACCAAACUUUCCAGGAUAUCAAAAUGAUGAGGGAUCAAAUAAUUAGAGUGAAGACCGUGGACCAUGUGCCAAUUGUGCUGGUAGGAAACAAAAGUGAUCUACCGCACCAACGGGAGGUCACGCCCGAGGAAGGUGCGGCUCUUGCCAGCUACUGGGGUGGCUGCCCGUUUCUGGAAGCCUCCGCAAAGUCUACUCACAAUGUAAAUGAACUCUUUGCGGAGAUUGUCCGUGAGAUGAAUUACAACCCAAGUAAAUCGAAGAAGAGCAGGUGCUGUCUAUGCUCGUGUACAGUUCUUUAACAACGGGUGUUUUUACGUAGCUCUGCGGCCGUGCGAGGGUCGUCAGCCCGGAGUAACUGUCAUCCGCCAACACGUCACUUGCUAGCAAGAGCGCGGCGUGCGUGCGUGCACACGUGCGUGGGCGCGGCCACCACACUGCAUCCUGAUGGAAUCUGCGGCGGGCGAAGCUCGUGUAGUUCCCACCGACCCGAGUAAUUCCUCAUCGAAGAGAAUGCACCACCUUGUUCCACAUCGAAUAUGUGAACGCCUACCCUUUCCCCCUAUCUUACUGCCUAUUUUACGUGCGUACUACCCUUUCAGGGGGUUGAAGACAGUGUAUAACAAAGCUCAUGUACGUACGAUGUUUCUAUAGCAUCCAGUGUAUAUUCCGUUAUCGGUUACGUAGUAAUUGUCCUUUUAACUUGUAAUGUAGUGUGGCAACGUAACAAAUGUCGCGCUAAGCAUUAGUUAGAGUAAUAACAUUUGCGAAUUCUGUCACGUAGCAUUCGAGUCUGAAAUCCGCGAGGCUCUAUAGCAGAGUCGUCAGUGAAAACAGCGUCGAUGCUAUUUUUUAAAUGCAUAUAGGUGAACAUCAUAGGUGCACGUGAUCACGCAUGCGCCGGUUAGGGCUGCAUGGGCGGGACAGAAUGAGCUGAGUUUGAUGUCUUCGUUGAAUACCGCAAAUAAACGCGUUUUCAACUAGUUCACGGUUUGUGAGGCGCAUCGCUUCUCGCGUGUGCUUGCAUUCAGCUAGGCCGGCUGUAUUUCAUUGUAAGAGAGGAGCCGUUAAGCAUUCAGCAUAAUUCAGCGUGGUGGUAGGUGACAAUGCGUGGUCAGGUCUCUAUGUACAAGACACCUUAUAGUAUUGAAAGCGAUUAAAAACUAGUUUGCCUGGUGCAGACUGGCGUGCGAAAUGUUCUCUGGUAUAAUUAAACUAUUUUGUGGGAAUUUUGCAAUAAAAUUAUUUAAGAUAGUGAGAUGCUAACACUCUGCCUGUAAGAGCGACUCUGAAAAUCGGGGAGUUUACAUGGCGUGAAUUAGAUAUAAAUAUAUUAUAAUUAUUAAAAAAUGUCCCAUUAAUUAAUGGAAAAAAGUGUUUGGAAUAAAUGUUUCAUGGUUAUGUACAUAUGUAUGAUGUCAAUGUGUAUAUGAAUGCAGUCGUACGAUUAUUGACGGUAUACCAGGUCACCCCAUUGAUGUCGCAGCAGGUAAACAUGCGCUGUGUUAGAGCAUUCGAAGCUUUUUAUGUGUGCUCACGAAAUUGUAGCAUAAUUGAAAUCCGAAUGCGCAGUUUUCUAAUCGUGCGUGCGUGUUGCUGUAAGCUUUUAAAACAAACGUAUGAAGCACUAUUUUUACAGCGGCCGUUACCCCGCUAGACAUUUUGUCACCGUCGCGUUACCUAUUCGUGUUGAGAUUUGGAAAAAAUGACAUUUAUGUUGAUGAUUUUCUCUAUCUCGCGGCGGUAUAUAGCAGCUGAUGUACGUUGUCUGAUUUUAAAACUGGAAUAUGAACCUAAACUGUGCUCACGUAUCGUGUACGCGCCUCGUUCUCGUGUUGCCGACCGGUCUUCAUUUAUUUUCACCGCUUUCAAGCUAUAGCGAUGUAAAAAUAUACACUGUGAAAAGGCAGCAGUGCCUGCAAUGCCAAUCUCGCUUCCACUCUAGCAAUGGUGUUGGUGAUGAUGCAGUAUAAAAAGGUCUCUCGUAUAAACUCGUAUAUGUUUCCAACUAACAGGGCCAAUAUUCGUCCGAUACAGUUACAGGUAAACGUUAAUAUCGUUUGUGAUUCUUCGUGAAGCUACAAUUCGAUGUCAGGGCGCAGUGAAACAGAUAUUACUGUCAGGUGUUGUCUAGCGUUUGUUUGUACUCUGAUAUCGAAUAUUAUUGUGACCGAUGCUAGGGAGCCUGAUUUCUCAUUUUCAACGUUUCGUAGUAGAAUUCCCGACCACACUACGUUUGACUUUUUUCGGGGAUGUUUUAUGCGUGUUCAUGCGUUUGUAAUGAGUUCGUGAAGGGCACCCUGGUAGCGCGCCGUGGGUUAACUUAUCAAUCAUGUUUUUUCUUGGACCGGCAACGCCAUUUUAAACUCGCAGCAAACCGUUGCAAUUCUCCCUGCAAGUGGGGAAAUAUUUUUUAUUAAAUCAAAAGUGUAAUCUUCUUAAAAUAAAUUUAUGUAAAUUCUACGA